UCCCGAACGUGCGCUUUUCUGUUUUCAUGCUUGCUGGUUGAACCUCUUCAGCCUCCGUAGCCAGUGAGUCAAAAGUGCCGGUCAAAAUGGAAGUGAAUCCCCCCAAGCAGGAGCACCUGCUGGCCCUGAAAGUGAUGCGGUUGACUAAACCUACUUUAUUCACCAAUAUUCCGGUAACAUGUGAAGAGAAAGACUUACCUGGAGAUCUCUUUAACCAGCUUAUGAGAGAUGAUCCUUCAACUGUAAAUGGUGCAGAAAUUUUAAUGUUGGGAGAAAUGUUGACAUUACCACAGAAUUUUGGGAAUAUAUUUUUGGGAGAGACCUUUUCCAGUUAUAUCAGCGUUCAUAAUGAUAGCAAUCAAGUCGUAAAAGAUAUAUUGGUAAAAGCUGAUCUUCAGACAAGUUCUCAGCGUUUAAAUCUUUCAGCCUCCAGUUCUGCAGUGGCUGAACUAAAACCUGAUUGUUGUAUUGAUGAUGUCAUACACCAUGAAGUAAAGGAGAUUGGAACACACAUCUUGGUGUGUGCAGUGAGUUAUACAACUCAGGGUGGAGAAAAAAUGUAUUUUAGAAAAUUCUUCAAAUUUCAGGUUCUCAAACCUUUGGACGUGAAAACCAAAUUUUACAAUGCAGAGAGUGACCUCAGUUCUGUGACUGAUGAAGUAUUUCUCGAAGCCCAGAUUCAGAAUAUUACAACCUCACCCAUGUUUAUGGAGAAAGUUUCACUGGAACCAUCUAUAAUGUACAAUGUAGCAGAAUUAAAUUCAGUCAACCUAGCUGGAGAAUGUGUAACUACAUUUGGGUCAAGAGCGUAUUUGCAGCCAAUGGAUACACGCCAAUACUUGUACUGCCUAAAACCCAAGAAGGAGUUUGCAGAAAAAGCAGGCAUCAUUAAGGGAGUAACAGUAAUUGGAAAAUUGGAUAUAGUAUGGAAAACAAAUCUAGGUGAAAGAGGAAGACUGCAGACCAGCCAACUUCAAAGAAUGGCUCCAGGUUAUGGAGAUGUUAGGUUGUCUUUGGAGGCAAUUCCAGAUACUGUAAACCUAGAAGAACCUUUUCAUAUUACUUGUAAAAUAACAAACUGCAGCAGUGAAAGGACUAUGGAUCUGGUUUUGGAGAUGUGCAAUACCAAUUCCAUCCACUGGUGUGGCAUUUCAGGAAGACAGCUUGGAAAACUACAUCCCAGUUCCUCCCUCUGCCUUGCACUUACACUACUGUCUUCAGUACAGGGACUGCAAAGCGUCUCCGGCUUAAGACUCACAGACACGUUCUUAAAGAGAACAUAUGAAUACGACGACAUCGCACAAGUCUGUGUGGUAUCUUCAGCCAUUAAAGUGGAAAGCUGAAGAAAAUUUCUAUUGUUGUGCUUUUCACUGAGUUUCCAGGAACUUUGUGUACUUCUGUCACCUUUGUAAAAUGAUCAAGUCAACAGCAAAAAUAAGUAUGUAUUAUUUAAAUUUCUUUCCUGUAAAGCAGUUAAAUAUUAAAUGUUUGUUUUGAAAAGAACCAUCUGCUGAUUUUAUCUUGUGAGUUAUAUUCUAAAUGAACAUUUGUACAUUUUCUACACAUAUGCUAUUUUGUUUCGUUUUAAAUGACCAUUGGACUUUAUUCCCCAAGAGGUCUAUAUUUGAGACCACUUGUCCCUAGCAGGUAUCUGGAACAGGGGUCAGCAAAAUUUUCAUGUGAAGGGCCAGGUAGUAAAUACUUAGGUCUCUGCAGGCUGUGUGGUUUCUGUUGAAAAUACUCAACCCUGCUGCUGUUGGGCAAAAGCAGCCAGCAGACAGACCGAGCGCAGCUGUCCGUUCACAGCAGGCAGCCGCCAGUCCGGCCUGCAGGCCGUAGUGUACCGGCCUCGAUCUAGAAGAUAACCGUCGUGUCUUAAAACUUCAGAAUUCUUUUCAUACUUUAUUUAGAAAUAAUUCAGUUAACCCCAGUUUUUUUUUUUUUCCCCUAGCUGGUCAGUAACAAAAACGUUUAAAACAACUUGGGUAGUCCUUAUGUAACCUUGUAUUUGCUAACAGUAUGAGUUUUUCUAGUUGUUUUCAAAAUUAUUGUAUUGGUGUUUAUCUUUGUUUGUGUCUACAUACAAACACGCCUGUCUAAGUUUCAGUUACAGUAGAUCAUAAUUGGUUUUAUUUCUUAAGUUGUUGAUUACUCUGUUAAUUCUGAACUAAGAAGCCUGAUAAUUUUCCAAGUUAAAAAGUCCUAGAUUUUUUCCCUUUGAAAAAUAAGCCACUUAUUUUCAUAAGGCAUAUUUACAGGAUUUCCAGCUUCUGAUACUUAAUUUUGAACUGUAAAUCAUGUAUUGAUAUUAUAAAACUUUGUAUUUCUGCAUGUAAUCAUACUAAUUGACUUACACCAUAAACAAAACUGAGAAUGUUAAGAAUGUACACAACUUUGCAACAUGAGUGUAAUAAAAGUUUCAAUAUUUUGAAAACAGAAACUAAUGCUGUUAAAUAAAGACUUAUUUUGGUAAGUUGAA
Messenger RNA from Camelus dromedarius (Arabian camel), 2479 nucleotides. It is a transcript of the gene TRAPPC13, whose product is annotated as trafficking protein particle complex subunit 13. The coding region runs from base 87 to 1343 and encodes 418 amino acids. The record is from RefSeq and is a predicted model, not a curated record. The transcript has 13 exons. Gene Ontology annotation, cellular component: TRAPPIII protein complex. NCBI's taxonomy places the organism in Eukaryota, Metazoa, Chordata, Mammalia, Artiodactyla, Camelidae.